This is a messenger RNA of Dentiscutata heterogama, 570 nucleotides long. Lineage: Eukaryota; Fungi; Glomeromycota; Glomeromycetes; Diversisporales; Gigasporaceae. The record is from the annotation of a GenBank genome assembly.
AUGUCUACAUCAAACAAUACAACUAACGUUAUAACUCAAGAUUGUUCUGGAUGUGGAAAAAGUAAACCAGCUUCGGAAUUCACAAGACAACGAGGAAAUAAAAAAAUAAUAGGAUCUACUUGCAACAAAUCCAACCAAUUUUUCUUUCCACGAUUUCUUGCUACAUUGCGUCAUCAUGAUUACCCAUUUAUUACUUUUGGUGAAAUGGGUAUUCCGAGAAUUAAUGCAAAUAAUAAUCCAUGGAACAAUGUUCUGCAUAAUAAAGUUUUAGAAACCAUGCCAGUCUCGGAGUCGUCAAGUAUUCAAAACACAAGUGCUCUCGUUACCAAUCGCUAUGAAAUUAUUGAAAAUAGAAAAGAUGAGUUAAGUUCUGAUCUUAAAAUGUUCGAGACAUUAGUGAAGAUUAUCAACAAUAAUAUCGAAAAUGACAAACUUUAUGAGGCAUAUAAGGUUCUUAGGCAGCCUCUCGUUAAUGAGACGAUUGCAUGUAAUGAAGCUCUUAAUGCGAAAAAACAGCAGAAAACUUGGAAAUCACGAAAAACCUACAACUUGGCUUUUUGGCUUCAAUAA